Scatophagus argus is the source of this 3180-nucleotide messenger RNA. It is a transcript of the gene zbtb24, whose product is annotated as zinc finger and BTB domain containing 24. Gene Ontology annotation, molecular function: protein binding; DNA-binding transcription factor activity, RNA polymerase II-specific; RNA polymerase II cis-regulatory region sequence-specific DNA binding. Gene Ontology annotation, biological process: regulation of transcription by RNA polymerase II. The record is from RefSeq and is a predicted model, not a curated record. The transcript has 7 exons. Gene Ontology annotation, cellular component: nucleus. Lineage: Eukaryota; Metazoa; Chordata; Actinopteri; Scatophagidae. Bases 174 to 2390 code for a protein of 738 amino acids.
UUACACCGCGGUUUGUGCGCCUAAGCGGUGUGGGUCCAGUUACAGAGAAAGAUCACUGAAAUGUAGACGUUUUAACACGUUAUUUCAGCCGCACACAUCGCUCUUUCCGCUUGUUUUGGCCUGUUUCUGGAUAGCAGCGGAUGCGUUGUUUGAAACGAUGAAAGUUAGCUUGCAUGCUAGCCUUUCAAGUUGUUCACAUCACUGCAGAGGCUUUGAAACCAAACAGUAGAAGUGGGCUGCAUUUCAUCGCCUGCAGGAUCAGAAGGGACAGCUUUGAGGGGAAGAUGUCUCAGAAAGCAGCAGCCAGGACUUCAUCGCUCAUGGCCCUUCAUUCAGAUUCACAUAAGCAGAGCAUCCUGAGCAAAUUUGACGAGCUCAGGAAAAGGGACCUGCUGUGUGACAUCACUGUCGUCGUGGAGGACGUGCACUUCAGGGCGCACAAAGCCCUGCUGGCAGCGAGCAGCGACUACUUCUCCCUCAUGUUCACGGCAGAAGAUCGGAUCAGUCGGCCUACCUACCGGCUGGAUGGUGUGGCGGCUGAGAUGUUCGCAGCAGUGCUGGAGUUCAUCUACAGCGCCCAGGUGUCAGUGGAGGUGAGCGCCACGGAACAGCUUCUGGCCACGGCUCGUCUUAUGGAGGUCACCGACCUUGUGAAGGUGCUCGCUGAACUCGCACGCUCUGCUGCAGCGGUUAGAGGCGAGGAGGUUAAGGCAGAUCCAUCAAAACGCAAGAGAGGACGGCCAAAGAAAAACAUGGAUGUGCCUGUAAGCGAGCUGGAGGGCAGCAGUGCACCGUGUGAGAGCUCUGAGGAGUUACAGGCUGGAGAUAUGGACUGUGAUGAUGCGGGACCUGAGUCACAAACUAAAGACGAUGUGGAUUUUGACCAGGGAGGCCACCGGCAGAGCAGACGCAAAAUCAGGCCUCCGCUCAAAUACAAGAGCUACAGGGUGGGCAGCGACACAGUGCACAGCAAAGAGCCAGGAAAGAGAGGCAGGAAAAGGAAGUACCCCAACACCGAGGCCCGAUGUGAGACCUGUGACAAAGUGUUCAAAAACCACCUCUUUUUAAAGAUUCACCAGAGGACUCAUACAGGAGAGAAGCCUUUUCGGUGCCCGGUUUGUGGAAAGGCUUUUACCCAGAAGCACACGCUGCUGGCUCACCAGCGCAUACACACCGGAGAAAAGCCGUUUGUGUGUUCGGUCUGCUCCAAAGCCCUCUCCUCCAAACACACCCUGCAAGAGCACAUGAAUCUCCAUGAAGAGAAGAAGUCCUUUGGGUGUGAGAAGUGUGGAAAGACCUUCACUCAGAAGAGGCAACUUAAAAGCCAUCAUAGAGUUCAUACAGGCAAGUCGUUACCAGAAUGUGCUCAGUGUCAUCACAAGUUUAUGGACACGGCUCAGCUGAAGAAGCACCUGAGGACUCAUACAGGUGAGAAGCCUUUCACCUGUGAGAUUUGUGGAAAGUGUUUCACAACCAAGAGCACACUGCAGACUCACAUAAGAAUCCACAGAGGCGACAAGCCGUAUCACUGCAGCAUCUGCAACAAAGCGUUCUCAGACCCCAGCGCGAGACGCCGACAUGUCGCCUCUCACUCCGGGAAGAAACCCUUCACUUGCUCCUUCUGCAGCCUUUCCUUCACCCGCAUGGACAAUCUGAAAACGCACACGAAAUCUCACAACAAGGAACGAGCUGCGACGACGGAAGCCUCGUCAGACGCGGCCUCAGCGCCGCCGCCGCCGGAGGAGGUGCGUAACAUCCUCCAGCUGCAGCAGUACCAGCUGCCCUCCGGCGCCGAGCAGGAGAUCCAGCUGGUUGUGACGGGAGAUGUGGACAAUAUUAACUUUGUGCCGGCUCAGGACCAGGAGAUCAGCAUCAUCACCACAGAGGGGGAGGCGACAGAAUCGGCCCACUCCAGACUCACCCUCCUCACCCAGUCAUCAGGAAAUGUGCAGAACGUGGCUCUGGUCGCUCAGGGCGGCGCGGUGGACCAAAGCCCUCAGAUUCAGACUAUCAGUAUGCUGGAGGGCCAGGUGACGCACCAGCCUGAGCAGAUGCAUGUAAUCACCCUGAGCAAAGAGGCGAUGGAGCACCUGCAGGCCCAUCACGGUCCCCCGCAGCCCCUUCAGAUUGCACAGCGGCCCGUCCAGCAGCUGCAGGUGAUGCACCAGCCGAUCCAGCAGCUGGCGGUCCCUCAGGAGAGCUCGCAGGGGCAGGUGAGCAGGGAGAAACACAGCCAGGCCAUUCACAUCAGCAGCCAGAGCAGCCAGCCCAUCUCCAUCAGCCAGACCAGCGAGCAGAUCUCCAGCCACCACAUCCAGGGACAGACGUUUCAGAUCCAGGCAGGGACCGUCUCCUACCUGUACACCACCGGGCUGCCGCAGGAGAGCUGAGCGCAGGCCGGAGCCUGACAGGUGACGCUGCGACAGUACGCGUUAAUAACGAGUGAACAAGACGGCCAAUAUUAAGUUAGAAUAUUUUUAAAGGAAGAAUUUUUAUCGCAAAUUCUAUCUUCAAAUUUUGCGUCAACCAUUUGUUUUCCACAACAUACUGUAAUCUUUCUCCCCCGCCACCGGUUUCACUUUGAGUCAGGACACAGUCAGGGUUUUAACUACGUGUCCUACGCGUUUCUGGCUAGAAUACAAGUAACAUGCAGCAAAGCCUGAUCGAUUCAGAAUUUUUGAGGCAGAUAACUGAUACCUGAGAGUUACGAGGUUCAGAUUUUAUUGGCUAACAUUCACUGCGACAAUAUUGUGACAAAAGCACUAAGCGAAACAUUUCAGUUUACAGUGCAGCUAUGUCUUCACUAAGAUAACAUCAGCGCUCUAAUCAGCAGACGUCGUCAGUUUGAAAAGCAUAACGUGAUGUUUGUUACAUUUUGCAUGAGAAAUGAUAAGCACAUCUUGAAUGGUGGAACUUCUUUCAAGUGUUUGAAUGCCCCCAGAACAAAACAAAAACCAGACAGCCACAAAUUAAUCUUAAGAAUUAAGAAGAAAUAUUAAAGACAUACAAUACUGAGUUUUAUUAAGACUGAAUACAAGACUUUUUAUUUUCAACUGAUGGAAAAUAUUCUGCAAUCACUCAGUUUUGCAUGAUGAUGGAUGUCUUGAAGGGACACGCGUGCAGUACGUGACUGUGAUGGAUAAUAAAAUGCUUUGUUGAAUGCAACAGAGCCAAACCCUC